AUGUCGACUAGGGCCAAGCUGGUCAAGAAGCGGGACCUGAUCAUCGCGCACCUGACUCGAUCGAAGAGUUUCCUCAAGGGCUACGAUGCGGCGACGCAACAGCAUCUGGUGUCUGUCCGGAUGGAAAAGCUCGAAGGAAAAUGGGAGGAGUUUGAAGCGUUGCAGCUGGAGAUCGAGGAGCUCGAGGACAAGGACUACGAGGCAGGCGUCUCUGCCGACGCGUCCAAGGACGAAGUGGAGAAGCGAGUGAAGCAGUUGGAGGAGAAGGAGCAGCAGCGAGAGGACAUGAUGAAGAGGUUUGAGGAACUGUACUACGAGGUAAGGGCAGGGUUGCUAGCUAGGAUGCCAAAGGUGGUUGCGUCUUCUUCUGGUUCUAACGAUGGGGCACCAAAAGUGCAUGCUGGCGUUCAUCUGCCCAAGAUUGAAUUGCCAAAGUUUAACGGGGAUUACGAUCUGCGGUUGCCGUUCCAUGACACCUUCAAGUCUUUAAUCCAUGACAACCCGGAUUUAAAGACCAUUCAAAAAUUCCACUAUUUGCGGUCAUGCGUGGUUGAAGAGGCUGAGAGAAAAAUCGAGAAUCUCCAGUUGAGCGAGAUCAACUAUGAGAUUGCGUGGGAUACUCUUGUCAAACGGUUCUCCAACAAGUAUCUCAAUAAGAAACGGCAUGUCAACGCGUUGUUGCACUUUCCGCGCGCGGAGAAGUUGACGGCGAGUGGGAUUCAUGAAGUGAUCGACUGUUUCGACCGGUGUACGAAGAUCUUGGAUCAGUUGGGUGAGGUUUCGUCGGGCUGGGGAGUAUUGUUGACGCAGCUGUUGGUGUCGAAGAUGGACGAUGCAUCGCAGAAGAGCUGGGAGGAAGCGGCGCUGAAACUGGCGGACCCGACGUUCGGGGAUGUGAUCCAGUUUUUGAGAAUCAGACGAGGGUUCUCGAAGCGAUUGCAGUCGAUCAGCAACCGGAAGUUCAGCGAUCGUCACCUGUGA
Messenger RNA from Culex quinquefasciatus (southern house mosquito), 981 nucleotides. RefSeq lists its product as uncharacterized. The record is from RefSeq and is a predicted model, not a curated record. Lineage: Eukaryota; Metazoa; Arthropoda; Insecta; Diptera; Culicidae. Bases 1 to 981 code for a protein of 326 amino acids. The transcript has a single exon.